Molecule: messenger RNA, 903 nt
Organism: Botrytis porri
Lineage: Eukaryota; Fungi; Ascomycota; Leotiomycetes; Helotiales; Sclerotiniaceae
Exons: 3
Coding region: 1-903 (300 amino acids)
Cellular component (GO): RAVE complex
Source: RefSeq, a predicted model, not a curated record
AUGUCUACUUCCGUCUGGCCGUCUUUACCUGUCCAUGAUUUGAGGAAAGAAGAGGACGACUCUACGGAACGCGAGCUAUCAUGGCUUCUAGAAUCACUACAGGAAACAUUGGCUUCACUCAAAACGGGCUUAGAAGACUGCUAUGCGCUUCUCGCGCCUGUUGAGCCGGGGUCUACACUUGUUAUGUCUUCACCUCGUUCUGAGUAUUUGAAGGGCCAUAUUACACGUGUUGGUACUCAGGUGGUCAAAGGAACCCUCCACCUGCGCCUCAAAUCUCUCCCACCGUCCUCGUUUUCACUGUCACCAACAUUACCUCUUCUCCUCGAACCGCUCACUCAACUCCGCACACUCCUAAACCAAAGUCUUGAUUGUGUUGACAUAGCUCGCUGGACCGGUGAUCGUCAUUCUGCGCCUUUUAUAUCCUCCCAGUUGCGUCUUCUCCAUAGUAUCCUCACCGAGGCAAAACUCGUCCUCAAAGGUCCCUCUCUCCUCGAAUCUCCCACCCAAACCCCCGCAUCUUUGAACUGGGCGCAUAACCCUGUUGAUGCUGAUACUUUCGCCCCAUCCUUACCAUCCAAUCUCUCUCUCGAUCUAACAAUCUCCGAUGGCUCAUUACUGCUCACCAUACGAGUUCUUGAACCUGUUGCACAACAAGCCAAUCUUGGGAGCAGGAUAGCAUUUGCGAUAGGAGCCCAGAGAAGAUUGGAGCAUGAUGAGAUGGAUGAGGUCUUCAUGUUCAAAGGGGAAGAGGUUAGGGUUAAGGAAAAGGUCAGGGUCGAAAGUGCGGAUCCAAGGCUAAUGAGUGUUUUGGCUAAAGUGGCGGCCCUGGAGCAUACAGUUGAAGGGGCGAGGGCGGAUUUGAAAAUUGUUAUGGGCGGUGAUGGCUUGGAGGCUGAAGACUAG